Molecule: messenger RNA, 2634 nt
Organism: Rhipicephalus sanguineus (brown dog tick)
Lineage: Eukaryota; Metazoa; Arthropoda; Arachnida; Ixodida; Ixodidae
Exons: 1
Coding region: 276-2348 (690 amino acids)
Molecular function (GO): nucleic acid binding
Source: RefSeq, a predicted model, not a curated record
UCGACCGAGACAUAGAGACAUGGGAAGUGAGGCAGGCCGCGCAGGACCUGAACUGUCGGUCGGCAGCCGGACCCGACAAAGUUACUAACAAAGCACUACGCAACCUGAGCGACGCAGCCAUCACAUCGCUGACACGUUACUACAACGACUGCUGGCGGGACGGUAAGCUGCCCAAUGCCUGGAAGACAGCGAAGACUAUCCUGCUGCCAAAGCCAAACAAGCCACCGGGGAUAGAGGGCCUGCGUCCCAUCUCGCUUACGUCUUGCGUGGGCAAGAUGCUGGAGCAUGUCCUCAACACACGGUGGAACCGCUACCUGGAGGCGCAUAACGUCUACCCGGACUCAAUGCUCGGCUUUCGGGCCAAGCUGGGAACGCAAGACGCCAUGCUCCUGAUCCAAAGAGAAGUCCUUGACCCCCCGGGCGGGAUUCCGAAGAACGACAACCGAGCGAUCUUGGGCUUGGACCUGCAGAGUGCGUUCGACAACGUCCGACACUCGGCGAUCCUGGCUCAGGUGUCCCGCCUGGGGCUAGGUGUAAGAUCAUAUAACUACAUCAGAGCCUUCCUCUCCGGCCGCACGGCCCGAUUGGAGGUGGGAGGCACGAAGCUUGAAGAAAGAGAGAUGGGCAGUGUCGGGACCCCUCAGGGCUCGGUGAUCUCCCCAUUCCUGUUCAACAUAGUCAUGAUCGAGGUGGCCAGGCGUCUGGAGGCGCUGGGCCCGGGGAUCCGACACUGCCUCUACGCCGACGACGUAACCAUCUGGGCCACGGGUGGGAGCGACGGGGAUAUCGAGGCGGGCCUGCAGGCAGCGGUAGAAGCCGUGGAGUCCGCGCUCUCGGGCACGGGCCUGCGGUGUUCACCGCAAAAGUCACAGCUGCUCAUCCUGCCGCCACCAGGAAGACACAAGAAAAAGGCGAGUCAGGAAGCGGUCGAGAACAUCGUCGUGCGCACUAGCGACGGUGUGCCGAUCCCGCAUGCUCCGGGGUUACGGAUCCUGGGGAUGUUCGUGGAUGGCACCCAGACCAACGCCACGGCGGUCAAGAACAUCACAACCAAGAUGGGCAUUGCAGCACGCCUGAUCAAACGAGUCUCGUCCCGAUACCGGGGCAUGAACGAGAGGGGGCUCCUGCGCCUGCUGCAGGCUUUCGUCGUAAGCCAUGCGGCAUAUGCGGGGGCCUUCCACCGCUGGACGUGUGCGGAGCGAGCCAAGAUCGACGCCGCCAUCCGGAAAGCCUACACGGGGGCCUUGGGACUCCUGCCGGGCACGAAGACCACGGCCUUGCUGUCUCUGGGAGCACACAACACGCUCUCGGAGAUUAGCGAGGCCCAAAGAGCAUCGCAGCUGAGCCGCCUAAGCAGCACGGCAGCGGGCAGAAGACUACUAGACCGGGCGGGAUUACUACCUCCAGGCGAACGUGUGGGUACAGGACCGUACGGCGAACUGGAAGAGCAAGCCCUCCUAAGCGACGAAGCGGCGAGGAAGAUUAUCGUCUACCCGCUGCCCAAGAACACCGACCCAGAGAGAGACGAGGGCAGGCGAGCGGCACGAGCGGUGGCGCUGGCCCGUCAGCACCAACAAGACGAGGGUGCAGUCUACGUGGACGCCGCAAGGUAUCCGAGGAGACGCAACGCCUUUGUAGCGACGGUGGUCCGAGCUACUACCGGAGAACUGCUAACAGCCAGUACCGUGCGCGCCCGAACAGCCGGCCAGGCGGAGGAGGUGGCGAUUGCUUUGGCCAUGGGCCUACCGGGUACGCGCACGGUGCUAAGCGACUCGAAGUCGGCGAUCAAGAACUUCGCCCGAGGCACGAUCUGGCAGGGCACGGAGCGGCUAAUGAGGUCCAUCGAGGCCACGUGGGCCGCCCGAGGUGCCGCUGCGGGACCGACCAUUGCUCUCAAGUGGUUCCCGGCCCACAUGGGUCGGCAACUAGCACCCGACAUCGAAAACCGCAACGAAGAGGCGGACGCCGCGGCCCGUGAUCUCAUUACGUGCCGGACCGCGACAGUCCGUCCCUCCGAGACCAGCGGAGAAGACCAAAAAGAGGACUUCGAGCCCCUCACCGACUACGGUGGGAUCCUGGCGGCUUACAGAGAAGUCAGGAGAGCCUUCCCGCACCCGCACCGAGAACUCUCGCGCGCGGAGGCAGUAAAGUUCCGACAGUUGCAGACCGAGUGCGUGCUGACACCGGCUCUGGCCCGGCACGUGUGCCCCGACAUGUUCGUGGACGCAAAGUGCAGUGUGUGCGAACGUGAACUAGCUACUCUCCGCCACAUCAUGUGGGGAGUUGUAACAGUGCUAUGCACAGUGGGAACGGGCAGUGCCAGGACGCCACGUAUCCCGAAGAGGUGAGAGCGUGGAUACGCUCCGAAGACCUGAAGACGCAACGAAGGGCCAUCCAGCGGCUUGAGGAGGCUUUGGCGAAGCAACGGAGAAAAGGAGCCGACGACCCGUCCAACGGGCGCGGAGGCACCCGAGUAACUGUCGCCUAGCUGGAGCACAACAUCCUCGAGGUCUAGGCUCUGAGAUUAUCGGACUCUAAUAGCCGUAAUCUUAAGAUAGGGAACAUCCGCGCCCUGCGAGGCCGGGGACUUCCCACACGCCGGAUGUGUAAAUAAAUGUUAUUUCUCUCUCUCUU